Cyprinus carpio (common carp) is the source of this 652-nucleotide messenger RNA. RefSeq names its product E3 ubiquitin-protein ligase UHRF2-like (gene uhrf2). Bases 1 to 621 code for a protein of 206 amino acids. NCBI's taxonomy places the organism in Eukaryota, Metazoa, Chordata, Actinopteri, Cypriniformes, Cyprinidae. The transcript is spliced from 4 exons. Gene Ontology annotation, biological process: protein ubiquitination; negative regulation of gene expression via chromosomal CpG island methylation. The record is from RefSeq and is a predicted model, not a curated record. Gene Ontology annotation, molecular function: ubiquitin protein ligase activity.
AUGAGGUUUGUUGUCGUUCUUUCGUGUGCAGGGACCCUGCUGCGCUUCGACCAGCUGCAGGUGGGUGACCAGGUGAUGGUCAACUAUAACCUGGAGAACCCCGAGGAGCGAGGCUUCUGGUACGACGCCGAGAUCACGGCCCUCAACGCCGUCUCACGCACCAACAAAGAGAUCCACGUCAAGAUUCUGCUGGGAGGUCCGGGUGAUGUGAUUGGUGACUGUAAGCUGCAGUUUCUGGAUGAGAUCUACAGGAUAGAGACACCUGGAGCACCGGCACUGUCUGCAGCAGACGGCCCCUUCAAACGUAAGACGGGUCCGGAGUGUAAGCACUGUAAAGCGGAUCCGGACGCUGAGUGCCGCUUCUGCUCGUGUUGUGUGUGUGGAGGGAAGCAGGACGCUCACAUGCAGCUGCUGUGUGACGAGUGUAACAUGGCCUUCCACAUCUACUGCCUGACCCCGCCGCUGACCGCCAUCCCAGAGGACGAGGACUGGUACUGCCCCACCUGUAAGAACGACAGCAGCGAGGUGGUCAAAGCUGGAGAGAAGCUCAGAACCAGCAAGAAGAAAUCUAAGAUGCCAUCAGCAACUACAGAGAGCCAGAGAGACUGGGGCAAGGUGUGAACACACACACACACACACACACACACACACA